AUGUCAACUUCUGAACAGAAACCACUGGAGUAUUUGACCUUUCUUUCGAAACCUUCGGGUAGACAUGAAGGCAAACAGCACAUAAUUAUUGUUGGUGCAGGUAUUAUUGGUGUUUGUACGGCAUAUUAUAUAGUCAAACAUCCCAAAUUUGAUCCUGAAAAACAUCAUAUAACUAUAGUUGAAAGUAAAAGAGUAGCAGGUGGGGCUAGUGGGAAAGCUGGGGGGUUAUUGGCGUUAUGGGCAUUCCCAGAACAAAUUGUUUCGUUGUCAUUUGAUUUACAUCAACAAUUAUCAAAUCAAUAUAAUGGGGCAGAAGAAUGGGGCUAUAGAAGAUUGACUACUGUUUCGUUAGAAGGUGAUAUUUCUCAUUUGAAAGAUGAUAUAGAGGAAGAAGAAGAAGGAGAUGAGGAUGGAAAUGGAACUUUCGUUGAAUUCACAUAUAAACAAUCCGUACAACAUGAUAAUGACUCUUCUUCUUCCACUAAUGAGAAACCACCAAAGAAAACAGCACGUCGUUCAUCCUCCGUAUCAGGAUCAGAAACAGUAAAGAAUAAAUUGCCAGAAAAUUUGAACUGGAUAAAUUCGGCAUUAAUUGAUAAUUGUUCUACAUUAGGUGGAACGGAUACAACAGCACAAGUACAUCCUUAUAAAUUUACAAAUUUUAUGCUUAAAGAAGCAGUUAAAGAUUCAAAGGGAGCUCUUGAGUUAAUACUUGGAAAAGUCAGUGAAAUAACUUAUUCAUUAGAAACUGGUUCCGCGACUGGGAUUAAAUAUCAACCAACAUCAGUUAAAAGUGAUGAAACUAAUAAAACAAUAGCAUUAGAAGGUGAUCAGAUUGUAUUAUCCGUAGGUCCAUGGACAUCCAGAAUCUUGCCAGAUUGUCCAAUUUCUGGAUUACGUGCACAUUCAAUCACAAUUGCUCCAUUCAAAGAUCAACCAGUGAGUCCAUAUGCAAUUUUCACUGAAUUUAAGACAGGUCCAUAUAAUUAUAUUUCUCCAGAGAUAUAUGCUCGACAAGACGAAGUAUAUGUAUGUGGGGAGGGUGAUUCUGCUGUAGAUGUUCCAGAGACUACUGAUGAUGUGGAAGUUGUUAAAUCAAAAUGUGAUGAAUUAUUUAAACAAGUUGGAAAAGUGUCACCAAAUUUGAGAAAGGGUAAAAUACUAAAGCGACAAGCAUGUUACUUACCCGUAUUGGAUGUUCCAUCUUCUAGUGGACCCUUGAUUGGAGAAACAAAUGUGUGCAAUUUAUACCUUGCUUCUGGACAUUCGUGUUGGGGGAUCAACAAUGCUCCAGGAACAGGUAAGAUUAUGAGUGAGUUAUUAUUGGAUGGUGAUGUAACAUCGGCGGAUAUUUCCAGUUUAGAUCCUUCCUUAUAUUUUGAUGCGAGUGUAUUGGUGGAUGAAGAGUAUGAAGAAGAAAUAGAAGUGGGACUUGAUACUAACUUCGAAGAGAAGAGGGAACUUGAUCCAAAGGUGGUUUCAGCUCAAUCAUAA
Hemisphaericaspora subhashii is the source of this 1494-nucleotide messenger RNA. RefSeq lists its product as uncharacterized. Gene Ontology annotation, molecular function: oxidoreductase activity. The coding region runs from base 1 to 1494 and encodes 497 amino acids. The record is from RefSeq and is a predicted model, not a curated record. The transcript has a single exon. Gene Ontology annotation, biological process: retrograde transport, endosome to Golgi. Gene Ontology annotation, cellular component: late endosome; cytoplasm. Lineage: Eukaryota; Fungi; Ascomycota; Pichiomycetes; Serinales; Debaryomycetaceae.